Necator americanus (New World hookworm) is the source of this 555-nucleotide messenger RNA. RefSeq lists its product as uncharacterized. The record is from RefSeq and is a predicted model, not a curated record. Lineage: Eukaryota; Metazoa; Nematoda; Chromadorea; Rhabditida; Ancylostomatidae. The transcript is spliced from 4 exons. Gene Ontology annotation, biological process: regulation of transcription by RNA polymerase II. Gene Ontology annotation, cellular component: NuA4 histone acetyltransferase complex; nucleus. Bases 1 to 555 code for a protein of 184 amino acids.
AUGACUCGCGAUCAGAUAAUGAACACGUUUUUCGCUCCUCUUGAAGAGUUGAAACGUAAGGAAGAAGAACCUCUUUGGUGUGAGCUCUCUGAAAUGAGGCUGUUCCAACUGAUUAUCCGUUACAAACCUGCAGGUGUGAACAGACAUUUUAUGCUCUCUUCCAUAAGGAAACAUAUGUGCAAAUUAUACGAAGAUGAGGAAGCAUUUGAAUUCUACCUGAACGACGAAGAUUUCGAGCUAGUUAAAUCCCGUAAAGAUCUUCCAGCCGCAGAGAAAACUCUCAGCUUUGAGCCAAGGUAUAGGAUCCGACCCACAACUGAACAGAUCGAAGAACGUCUGAAAAAGUACUGGGACAUGGCUGUAAUUGAGUACAAUGAGGGCGUUCCGGAUGGUUUUGAAGUUCACAGCGAAUUUUUCCUUCCUGAUGGCCAGUUUUCCGAGUUACUGAAAGAAAAGGAAGAAGCUAACGCAGCUGCUGUAUCUGGCUCGGGCUCGAGCUCAUCAUCGAAGCGUCGUUCGCGCCGUGGUGGAUCGCCGGAUUCUUCUGAUCACUAG